AUUAUAAAAAUUAUGGUCCCAUAUAGAGUCCACGCGGACACUUUAUAUGGUUCUUGAAAUUGUCAUUCCACCCCAAAUUCUCCACUUUCUUUGGGGGGAAAAAGGUGUAACUGAUCUGGCUAGAGGUUUAGAGAAACUCUGGCUUUGUUCACAUUCAGUGUUGUUGUCCUAUGUUUUCUUGGUUGGAUUUUGUAGGCAAGAAAAGUGUCUUUCACCUUCUUCCAUGAUUUUUAGACCAAAAAGGACUUGUUUGGGAGUUGAAUGCUUUGGGGCUUUUCAUGUAGUGAAAGGGUUCUGUUUUUCUGAUUUGGCUAAAAAAUUGGCGGGGUUUUCUUGGGACUGACAGAUUUUACCAGGAAUUUAAUUGGGAGGAGGGGUUUAGGACUUUAUCAAUUUCUCCCAAAUUGUUUAGUCCAGAUAUGAAUGUUAAGGCGGUUAAGAAUGUUAAGAGGGAGAGGGUAAUGGAGGGUUGUAUUAAUUCAGUGAGAAAAGUUAGGAUCAUAUAUGAUGAUCCUGAUGCUACUGAUUCUGAGAGCGACGAUGAUCAGAAUGAAAAUGUUGGUAGAAUCAAGCGCGUUGUUAAGGAGGUUGUCAUUCCUUGUGUUUCGUGUGAGAACAGCUUUGAAAAAUGUUCUAAAAUUGACGACGUUAGGAUACAAAAUUCCAAGAAGAUUGUUGAAAACAAGAGGGUGCAGCUAAAGCCGUCAUCGUUGCCUAGAGGAGUUAGGAUGAGGAAAUGGGGUAAGUAUGCAGCGGAGAUUAGAGACCCUUCGCAGGGGAAGAGGAUAUGGUUGGGGACUUUUGAGACUGUGGAAGCGGCUUCACAAGCAUACGAGGCGAAGAGGGCUGAGUUUGAUAGAACGAUGUUAUUGGAGAAGGAUAAGAAUUUGAGUUCUGCUGGAGCUCCUGCUGAGGGUUCUGUGGCUUGUUCAUCGCAUCCUACAAAUGGGACUAAUCGUUUGGAGUCACUCCCAUCCCCAUCUUCGGUGCUAGAUGCGCCCACAUCAUCAGCUGCCCCAGUCGAGUCCAUUGACGUUCCAGCGAAAGAGAUGGAUCAAAUGCCAGCUUUAGAAACCAUGGAAGACCUAUUGUUUUCAGGUUGUCUAGAUUUUAACUCGGGAUUUGAGGAUCAAAUGCUGAAUGAAUUUGUUGGAAAGGCAGAACAGGGCAUUUCAAGAUUGAUCGAAGAACCUUUGAUAGAACAAGGCUUGAAAAGUAAUUGCCUUGUUGAGAUGACUGAAGUGAAUAUCAAGAAGCAAACGAAAGCCAGGCAACAAAGGAUAGAAAUUUGUAAAAAAUUUACAAAGGGCAUUGAGGACCGGAGUCUAAAUUGCAAUGACAAGUCUGUUCUUGGUGUACUAGACGAGCCUCGCAUCAUGUCACCUUCUAUUAGUGCGGAGCUUAAGAACGUGCGCUUUGAGGAAAAUGCAGCUACGGGGAAUGACUUGAAACUUCUAGGCUUUGAUAACAAUGCUCUAUUUGAUAAGGAUCCAGCACAAAUGUUUGAUCCAUAUACUGAUGCCUUAGGUUUGGACAGCAAUUUUCUUUGGUGUUAUGGCGUAGACGAAGACUUCACAGAUGAUUUUUUUGAAGUUACUUCACCAAAACUGGAUGAAGUUGAUGUUAGAUGGUUAGAUGAUCUUUUGUUAUCAGAUCAAUCGACUCCGUAAGCACUAGUAAGUUAAAGAAUGUUGUAAAGUUGAAAAUGUGGGCG
Messenger RNA from Capsicum annuum, 1714 nucleotides. RefSeq lists its product as uncharacterized. The coding region runs from base 420 to 1670 and encodes 416 amino acids. Gene Ontology annotation, biological process: regulation of DNA-templated transcription. NCBI's taxonomy places the organism in Eukaryota, Viridiplantae, Streptophyta, Magnoliopsida, Solanales, Solanaceae. The record is from RefSeq and is a predicted model, not a curated record. Gene Ontology annotation, molecular function: DNA binding; DNA-binding transcription factor activity. The transcript has 3 exons.